AGAGAUUUAUCAAAAAAUAUACUAGUCUAUAAAGAUUAUUCGCAAAGUUUAAUUAUAUAUAAAACCUUAAGUAGUCAGUAAAGAAAGCUAUCAAUCUGCACAUACAUUUUAUAUUUUAUUAUACAUACAAUUACAGGUUAGCUUAAAAUGUAUAGUAUUAUCAGCCCCAAGAUAUAGCAAAAAAGAUAAAUUCGUUCUCAAAGCAAUACAAUUUAGAAAAAUUAGUAAAAUGGAUCACAAAAUAAUCAAAGUAUAAAUAUAAAUUUGGAUAAAAAUGGCUAUAUUGAUUAAAGCCGUGAGAAAUUCAACAAAGAAGGUGAAAGACUUGAUGAAGAGUUUAAUUCUGCUAUCUAAAUUAUAGAAAAUUAAUUGGUGAAAUUUAAUAAACAUGAAAAAAUCCGCAUUGAUUAAUGGAUAAAAAAACUAUGCUAAGUCACUUCUAAUUUAGUGUGGAAAUAAAACAGAAAUUUAUAUGUAAAAGUUUUAUAAGAUAUGGUGAGCAAUACGACAAUGUACGAACCAUUUACAAAAGUUCCACCAGAAGGACCAUUGCCUAGGCUUACAAAAUUUGAUAUUCCAUAUCAUGCACGAAGCAUCAUCAGAGAUUUUGAAAAAGAAAAUGAGAACUUUAAUUUCGAUAAAUUAUCUUUUUAAAACCACUCACCAAGCAAAUUUGGAUAAGCAAACUUAAAGAAUAUGAGAGAAUAGUCAAACGAGAGGCUUAGAGGUUAUAGCUCAAACUCAAAGAGUUUUUUAAGUAUUAACAACAAUAAUAACAACAAUAAUGUAUCCAUAAAUUAGCAUAAUAAUAGUAAUAUAAGCUACGCUAACAGCAAUAAUAUUUUAGGAAAUUUAGGUUAAAAUUAAUUGAGUAAUGCAAACCUGAGUCAACAAUAUUAAAUUUAAGCAUUAAAUAAAAAUUCAAUAGCUAAAAAUAAUAAUCAAAGCUAUUCACUCAUAAAUAAUUCUUAUACUAAUUCCAGUUAAAGUCUAACAAGUGGAAACAGAUACAAUAAUAUAUUAAGCAAUGAAAUAUCAAAUGCCAUACAAAAACAGUAGAGCUUAGAAUCAAAUUCGAAUGUUUUAUAAUAGAAUAAUACAAAGACAGGGAAUGGUGGAAUUUGUGAGACAUGUAAAAUUUAUAGCAACUAAAAGGAGGAGAUAAAAAGCCCAUAGCUAUAAGAAAAGCAUUAAAAUCUUUUAAAUACUGUAAAUUCUAUAUUUGCUGAAAAGAGGUCUAAUUCAGGAAAUAGAAAUAAUUCUUCUGUCUUAUCUCCUAAUUUAAAUUUACUUUCAGACAACUAAAAUUUAACUAAUUAAUCAUCAGGCUUAAAGAGGUAGCUGAGCAUUGAAAAUCAUUAAUAAUCUAAUUACAAGAGAAGUGGAAGCUGCUAUGGCGGCUCAACAGUAGUUUAGAGAAAUGAAUCAUCUGGUAAUUCUACCUAUUAAUUACCACUUUCAAAUCUUUAACUACUAAAAAAUAAAUCAAAUAAUAAACUAACUGAUGAGUAAACUGAUGUUCCCAGUCGAGAAAACAAUUAGAAUGAAUUGCUUCAUGCUAAGAAUAAUAGCUAAAAUUAAAAAUCAAAUAUUUCUUAAUUCUAAUAUAGCUAUAAUAAUAAUUCUCACUCAACUAUAAAUGACUCAAAGAACUUAGAAUAGCCAUCAGCAAAUUAUAAUACAGAAAGGUAAAGCAACAAUAGUUUCUCAGGGAAUUUUAAGUAGAACUAGAUAAAUUCUGUAUAUAACUCCAUAGAAAAUAUCUCUAAAAACACUACCUUAGAAAACCCAUAAUCAAUAAAUACUGUUUUGGCAUCUAAUUCAAACCUUUUAGUGAAAGAUUAUCUAAAUUAAGUAGACUAACUUCAUCUCUAGGUUUAAAAAGAAAAAGAAGCUAAUUCUGAGAUAUAAAUGUAGCUAGAUCUUCUCAGAUUAAAUGAGAAUGAUCUUAAAAAAGAAAAUAACUUAAAGCAAACACAUAUUAAUUCUCUAACUAAAGCAAAUGAAAAAUUAAAGCAAGAAAACUUACAAUAUAAAGAGAAACAUUUAAAUUUUAUUGCAGUGUUGUAAAAAGUUAGUAAAUACUUGCAAUCACAUGAAGAUACUUUAUCAGAUGACUUGGAAUACUAGUAUUUAAUUAAAGAGCUUGAAAACAUACAAUAGAAAACAAGUGACCCUAUUUUAUAAACUUCUCCUUCAUCACUCGGAGAGAAUAGAAACCAUUUAAAGAAAAAGAAAAGAACAGACCUUGAUUAAAAUUAUUAAUAAUAUGCAGAAAAUAUAAAACAGAAACUUUAAUAAACAAAUGAUGGAACAAACGAAUUUCUUUCUUAUUUAAAUAGAAUUAAAAAAAACCUAGACUGA
Molecule: messenger RNA, 2364 nt
Organism: Tetrahymena thermophila SB210
Lineage: Eukaryota; Ciliophora; Oligohymenophorea; Hymenostomatida; Tetrahymenidae
Exons: 4
Source: RefSeq, a predicted model, not a curated record